AUGUCUCCAGAAAGGAUUCCUUCCGAGACCUCCCCGUUGCUGGGUCCCCAAAGCAAUGUCUCUACCACGGGGGCUAUUCCCAACCUUGGCCGUCAGGAUGUUGAGUCCGGCGAGCAGACUCUUCCGCCCCAGGAGGACCAGGCCAAAGAUGCUUCCGAGGCCGGGAAGGGCCUAAGGUAUAUCAUUCCGGCUAUCUCUCUGGGAGUAUUCCUCUCCGCAGCCGACCAAACCAUCAUUAUGGCCAGUUAUGGGCAGAUUGGCAGUGACUUGGAGGCCCUCAACCUGACCAGCUGGAUCGCCACCUCCUACUUUCUGACUUUGACCUCGUUUCAGCCGCUCUACGGCAAAUUGAGUGAUAUCUUUGGUCGCAAAGCAUGUCUCUUGUUCGCAUAUGCCAUCUUCGGCAUCGGUUGCUUGUUCUGCGGUCUUGCGCAGAACAUUGAUCAGCUCAUCGCUGCACGCGUUUUCCAAGGUAUUGGUGGCGGCGGUAUGACCACCGUCGUGAGUAUCCUGAUGAGUGACAUUGUUCCUCUCCGGGAUCGGGGUGUUUGGCAGGGCGUGAUCAAUAUCAUCUAUGCGACGGGCUCCGGUAUAGGUGCCCCUCUAGGUGGUAUCUUAUCCGACUUUAUCGGCUGGCGAUGGGCCUUUAUCGCUCAAGUCCCCUUGUGCAUUCUCGCCUUCAUCGCCGUGACUGUCAUGCUCGACCUCCCCGCCCAGGAAGACAGCCACUGGAAGACGAAAUUGCGCCGUAUCGACUUUCCCGGCGCCAUCGUCCUUGUCGGCGCAGUCUUCGGCUUCCUCCUCGGUCUGGACCGUGGCAGCAACGUCUCCUGGACAAUGCCGAUUACCAUCGUUUCUCUGAGCGUCUCCACAGCUCUCUUCGCUCUCUUCAUUAUUAUAGAGGUAUUCUACGCUGCCGAACCAUUCGCCCCCGGCCACAUCAUUUUCAACCGGACCUUCUUCGCCGCAUACGCUUGUAACUUCUUCAGUUUCGGCGGCUGGCUCGCCGCCCUGUUCUACAUCCCUCUCUUCUUCCAAGCCGUCGACGGCGUCUCCGCCACCGUUGCCGGUCUUCGACUUCUCCCUAGCAUCAUCUCCGGCGUCAGUGGCUCCCUCUUCGCCGGCUACAUCAUGAAAUGGACGGGCAAAUUCUACUGGCUCACCAUUGCCGCAUACACCGGCCUCACGAUAGGCCUUACCACCAUCUUCAUGGCCUCUGGUGCAGUCACCGAGAACACCACCGUCCUAGUACUAGGCAUGGUCGGUUGCGCCUUUGGAAACGGCAUCGGUGUGACUUCUACCUUAAUCAGUCUCAUCUCCAACUCCACACCCGAAGACCAAGCCGUCGUGACAGCCUGCUCCUACCUCUUCCGCUCCCUCGGCUCCGUCAUCGGCCUCUCCCUCUCCUCAACAGUCGUUCAGCAACUCCUCCGCGAACGCCUGCACUUUGCCCUCCGCGACAGCAAAGAUAUCGAUAAGAUUGUCGACGGUGUCCGUCAAAGUCUCGACUUCAUUAAGACCCUGGAUCCGACUACCGCGAAGAUCGUGCGUAGCUGUUAUGGCUGGGCCACGAAUAAGGGCUUCGCAUUCUUGGUUGGGGUUGUGUUUUGUGCGUUGAUUAGCAGUUUCUUUAUCAGAGAGAAGAAGUUGUCGCGGUAG
Messenger RNA from Aspergillus tubingensis, 1659 nucleotides. Its product is annotated as putative MFS multidrug transporter. The record is from RefSeq and is a predicted model, not a curated record. The coding region runs from base 1 to 1659 and encodes 552 amino acids. Lineage: Eukaryota; Fungi; Ascomycota; Eurotiomycetes; Eurotiales; Aspergillaceae. Gene Ontology annotation, molecular function: basic amino acid transmembrane transporter activity. Gene Ontology annotation, biological process: transmembrane transport; basic amino acid transport. The transcript is spliced from 6 exons. Gene Ontology annotation, cellular component: fungal-type vacuole membrane.